This is a messenger RNA of Plasmodium gallinaceum, 369 nucleotides long. Its product is annotated as conserved Plasmodium membrane protein, unknown function. Lineage: Eukaryota; Apicomplexa; Aconoidasida; Haemosporida; Plasmodiidae. The transcript has a single exon. The record is from RefSeq and is a predicted model, not a curated record. Bases 1 to 369 code for a protein of 122 amino acids.
AUGGAUACUAUAGAAAAUAAAUAUAAUUUUUUUAAUAGUAAUGUAUCACUACUAGAAUUAUCAUAUGAUGAGGAUCUUAAAGUUAACAUAAUAAACAAAAAUAGCAGCUUAGUAAACUAUUACAAAAAUAAAUUAAAAAAUAAGGAAAUACAGAAAGUUAAAUAUUUUGAUAUUGAUAUAACAGAAGACGUAAAUGAAAUAAAUGGAGCAUUUAGUUCACCAUUAAAAAUAUGUGAGGAAAAUGAAGAUAAUUUACAAUUAAAAAUUAACAGGUUCUUAUUAUCUUGUAAUGAUUACACAUAUGCUAGAAAAAUUCUAUUAAAUGAUAUACACAUAACAAUACAUCAUGGAAGUAAUGACACUAAUUAA